Messenger RNA from Mauremys reevesii (Reeves's turtle), 1773 nucleotides. It is a transcript of the gene TMEM119, whose product is annotated as transmembrane protein 119. NCBI's taxonomy places the organism in Eukaryota, Metazoa, Chordata, Testudines, Geoemydidae. The transcript is spliced from 4 exons. The record is from RefSeq and is a predicted model, not a curated record. The coding region runs from base 267 to 1262 and encodes 331 amino acids. Gene Ontology annotation, cellular component: plasma membrane. Gene Ontology annotation, biological process: positive regulation of bone mineralization; positive regulation of osteoblast proliferation; positive regulation of osteoblast differentiation.
CUAGGGGCUUUACUUUAAAUGUUUCCUUUUUAGUGCUAAUUAAUAGAGGCCACAGUUUGCUCCUGAACUUGAGCCAGAUGUUGGGAACAUGACACCAAGGCUGUUGACCCCGAAGAUGGCCCAGAUGGGGGAAGAGACGUACACUGGUUGCCAGCAGCAUUCCAGGGGGAGGCAAAUCGGAAAAGAAAAGGCUGAUAAAGGGAGGGGAACCGCGGCACAGAGAUUAUUGAAGAUGAAGGUCACACAAUGAACGUGCUGGCCCUGUGAUGAGCACACAGGUGGUCCUGGCCCCACACCUGUUCUCAGACCAUGAGCAGGUGCAAUUUCCUCAGCUUCAGAGUCCUGUCUGGGAAAUGGCUGCUCCAGCUACGGUCUGUGUGCUCCUUAUGCUCAUGGCACCUCUGUGCACCACGCGAUCGACACGCAUCAAGACAUCUGUCCUGGAUGAUAAUAGUGGGAGUGGAGACAAUCCGGGUGCCUCCAUCCUCCCCUCUGCGAGCGUGAAUUUGGGGGUGAAUCCUACAUCCGGGACUAUUGCUGUGAACUCUGUCAAUGGCACCUCGACUUCAAUCAACAUCUUCAAUAGGAUUGUGAACUUCUUUAAAGAGUACAUGCUGCUAAUCAUUGUGGUAGGGUCCUUAGUUUUUGUGCUGCUCUUCAUUGUAUGUGCAGCUGCCAUCGCCCGGCAGAAACACAAGGCCUCUGCCUAUUACCCAUCUUCAUUUCCUAAGAAGAAGUAUGUGGACCAGAAUGACCGGUCGGGGGGUGCCAAAGCUUUCAGUGAAGUUCCUGAAAAGGCUCCCGAGACGCACCCGGAGGAGCCCAUGGACUCAUCCAAACAGCUGCAAGCUGAUAUAUUGGCUGCUGCCCAGAACUUGAAAUCCCCUGCCAAGGUCUCCAUGGCAAAUGGAGAUGGGACCAAAAUAGAGGAUAAGCCCCCGAAAGAACAGGAGGAAGGGACCAAAGUGGAGGACCACAAACAAACAGCUGAGUGUGUUUCUAAAGAAGAGGUGGCUCCCCAGGAGAAAGCUGAACCAGCAAAAGAGACGCCAGCUCCAAGUUGCACAGCAGAAACGGAGGCCAAAGAAGAAGAACCUCCCUCCACUGAGGAAGUUCAGCACGUGCAGCAGGCCAAUGAGUCAUUACCGGAAGAGCUCAAAGAAUGCCCUGGGGCUGCCGAUCCCGUCAUGCAAACCCCUGAAGGUGAGAAGCAAGAUGUGUCUGUUCCAGCAGCUCCUGAUACCGGUGCUGCAGGUGUCUAACACAGGAACUCGGGCGCUAGAAAAACGGACCUUCGUUCCUAAACAACACUAAAGCAAUGGACAAUCUCCAUUCAUCAGCUGACCACGUUAAUUGAUUUGGAAAUUGAUUCAACAUGCGAUGGGCUAUUUUUCUAUUAAGUGGGCACAAUAGACACCCCUGUCAUUAUACCAGCCAUGGUGCCCAGCUCUAAUAUCAAAACAUAUUCGCUUUAGGACAGUGUGUUUUACAUUAACAGACCGUUCAGUUACUGUGUAAUUGCUUAGUAGCUCUCACUUACAGUAAGUACAUAUGUAGUGGUUAGAGGUAGGCUUGAUCAGAAUCCAUGACUUAGCUUUCAGGGUGAGUGACAGAUCCGGAAUGAAAUGUUGGGGCUUAAGCCUGUCUCGAAUAGCGGACUUUAAUUAUAUAUGGUAUGACCAGUCAUUUAUAUGGCGCAAAUCCUGUGAUUUCUUACCCAGGUAUCUAGGGGAAAUCAAUGGAAGUUUUGCCUGAAUAAAAACUGUGUGAGCA